Molecule: messenger RNA, 1287 nt
Organism: Penicillium canariense
Lineage: Eukaryota; Fungi; Ascomycota; Eurotiomycetes; Eurotiales; Aspergillaceae
Exons: 2
Coding region: 1-1287 (428 amino acids)
Source: RefSeq, a predicted model, not a curated record
AUGAAUCAUCUGGCAAGAGGAAAUCGUCGGUACCAUGGAAGAGGAAGAGGGAAAUGGGGAGGUGGCGGAGCUCGGAGACCCGCCAUACUUCCAACUUUAGCUCCACCGCUGGGCGAGAUCCUCGCAACAAUUCAACAUGACGACCUUCAAGAACCCGAAAGUCAAGAAAAUGAUCCAGCGAGAAUUACGAACAGUCAUUAUCUGACAUCCUACAACUGGCUUAGCGGAGCAAACCGUGAGAUCAUCGUGCCAGGUGAACCACCGGCGUGGACGCCUCUUUCUGAUCCUCCUCAGCUUCGAGAAGAUUCCGGCCAAUAUUAUCGUGAUCCAAACGCUGCGCGAUUUCCCACCUACCCACUGGAACCGGCGAUCCAAGCAAUACUGACGGAGAAACCGGAGUUUCCCCUAAGUAGUGUGGAUAUAAUCGGAUGUGGAAGUACACUGGGCAAUCUCUUACGCUUUGCACGUGGUCAGGCUCAUCCUUUCAGGAUGCUUGUUGAGGUAGUCGGCAACACCGUAUUCUUCAUCAGAAGGGAAAAUUCGCCCACUGAAACCCUCGUUGAUGUCCGGGGAUACGGACAUACAUUUCCAGAGGCAUACACUUCGUGGAGCAUGAGUGUUCAAGGGUCUGAGUCCCAUCAGCGGCUCGUCCAUUAUGAUUUUUCCGGCAUGAGCUGCUUAGUGCGCUUCGAGGUCGACGGUUUCCUACCUGACUUGAUUCCGGAAGACUUGAAGAUGCAGAAAGACCCCACUCCUGAGAACGGUGAUGUCAAUGCAGAAGACCUUGUGUCGCAUAUUCACGGGUUUAUGAUUUCGAGCGCGCACUCAGCCACCACGAAUGCCGAAACAAAAGAUCUCAAAAUCUCGAACAAAGGUCGCCAUAUCCCACAAUGUGGGGUCUUUGACUUGAAAACUCGUUCUGUCAAGAAAAUCAAUGUCAAUACGAUUGCUGAAGAGCUGCCGCGGUUGUGGAUCAGGCAAAUUCCCAACUUCGUUCUUGCAUACCACACGUUCGGUAAAUUCAAUGACAUUCGGAUUCAGGACGUGCGCGAAGAAUUGAAGCAUUGGGAGGAACGUGAGCAGCCCGCUUUGGUCAAAUUCGCCAGCUUGCUGCAAAUGGUUGUCUCGUUUGCUCGUAGUUCAGAUAAUGGCAGGCUUGAAAUUGAGCAUGAGGAAGACGAGAAGGUCCUGAAUCUGAGAGAACCGGGUGGAGUUGUCGACAGGGUCUUGCCCUCAGUUCUGACAAGCGAGUGGGGUUUCGGGAAUAGUUCUGGGGAAACCCCUUAG